AUGGCGGCGCCGGUACCGGAGCUAUGGCAGAGUUGCAGCAGGUGGGAGUUCAAUGUGUCAAUGCAAUACUUGCCCAACCAGCCUGCUACUACGGCUAUCAAAUUACUGGCCUUCUCCGAAGAUCAAGUUGAACAGGCCCAACAUACGACAGCAGACAUCUAUGAGAGGUUAUUGCGGGAGGCGAUACUCGAACCCCAAGACCUAGAGCCAGAUAUGCGUAAACGAAUGCAAGAUCGCCUUUAUGCGGCAAACAGACAAGAGAAUCUACACCGGUACAUCGGUAUAAGAUGGCAGUCUGAUUGGUGGAGAGCUUUCCAGUUCAACAAGCCGCCUAGCCGUCGAUUCCUCUUGCCAAUCAAAAAGAUAGCCAGGUCCUAUAACCUUCAAGAGACGGUAUCGUUGAUUCAGUCCAAAAACCCGGGCUGGAAUUCACCUGCAGAGCGCCUCUUCAAUGACGUCGCCGAGGCCCUCGAUGGCGACCCGCAAAACUCGCCCAAACGUCAUCAUCAAGACAGCGACAGCGAUUCGUCUGGCAAUAGCGUCUCUAAAAAGGUCGCCAAGGGCACGAUCGACCGUCCGCGAACCUGA
Messenger RNA from Filobasidium floriforme, 588 nucleotides. RefSeq lists its product as uncharacterized. The transcript has 2 exons. NCBI's taxonomy places the organism in Eukaryota, Fungi, Basidiomycota, Tremellomycetes, Filobasidiales, Filobasidiaceae. The record is from RefSeq and is a predicted model, not a curated record. The coding region runs from base 1 to 588 and encodes 195 amino acids.